Molecule: messenger RNA, 2026 nt
Organism: Poeciliopsis prolifica (blackstripe livebearer)
Lineage: Eukaryota; Metazoa; Chordata; Actinopteri; Cyprinodontiformes; Poeciliidae
Gene: ube2ka
Product: ubiquitin-conjugating enzyme E2Ka (UBC1 homolog, yeast)
Exons: 7
Coding region: 303-905 (200 amino acids)
Biological process (GO): protein polyubiquitination; proteasome-mediated ubiquitin-dependent protein catabolic process
Cellular component (GO): nucleus
Molecular function (GO): protein binding; ubiquitin conjugating enzyme activity
Source: RefSeq, a predicted model, not a curated record
CUCUAGACUGCAUGCAGUUUUGGUAUUAAAAUGUUUUCUGUUCUACCAACCAUUGUGUUGUUGCUUCAUAUUUGAGAUGACAGACUCACAUUGAGCUACUUCCCCCAGAUUAAGCUUCCCACCAACUCCGGGGACCGACGUGACAGGAGGCGAACAACGUUCCAGCUGUUAUUUUUGAGUCCGUGCAUUUUAAAAGGAAAAAGUCAGGAGCUGUUGUCGGUAGAAGCAGCUAGCGCUAGCUGACUGGUCGGACUGGCGACGAGGCCCCAACCAACCAAACGGACAGGAACACUGGGGGAACCAUGGCCAAUAUUGCUGUUCAGAGGAUAAAACGGGAGUUCAAGGAGGUCCUGAAGAGCGAAGAGACAAGCAAAAACCAAAUAAAGGUAGACCUGGUUGAUGAGAACUUCACAGAACUCAAAGGAGAAAUAGCAGGGCCUCCUGACACGCCAUAUGAAGGCGGUAGAUAUCAACUAGAAAUUAAAAUUCCAGAGACGUAUCCAUUCAAUCCACCCAAGGUGCGGUUUAUCACAAAGAUCUGGCAUCCCAAUAUCAGCUCAGUCACAGGUGCAAUAUGUCUGGACAUCCUUAAAGAUCAGUGGGCAGCAGCCAUGACACUGAGGACGGUCCUCUUGUCAUUACAAGCCUUACUGGCAGCAGCAGAACCAGAUGAUCCACAGGAUGCUGUGGUAGCCAAUCAGUACAAGCAGAAUCCAGAGAUGUUUAAACAGACAGCAAAACUCUGGUCUCACAUCUACGCAGGAGCUCCCGUCACCAGUCCGGAGUACACACGCAAAAUAGACAAACUCUGUGCCAUGGGCUUUGAAAAAAAUGCAGUAAUAGUGGCGUUGUCGUCAAAAUCCUGGGACGUGGAGACGGCAACAGAGCUCCUCCUCAGUAACUGAAUUUCGACGCCCUUCGUGUUCCUCCUGAUCCACACGUCUGUCUUCAACCGUACACACCCUCUUUCCUCCAAACUCCUGCUGUCUGAAGGCGAAUCCUGCUCGAUCCUCCCCUCUGUUUUUACAUCGGACACAUUCCCCUUCUUCUCCUCUCUAUCCUCACCGUGUGACAUCUCCUCUGUCCAAUCAUCUGCUCUGUCAGAUCUUACCUCUGGUUUCUUUAAGGCCACCCAACAUUCCACUUAGUGAUACAAUCAAAUCGACAUCCACUUUGAAACAAAAUAGAAACCAAACUCCACCUACAUCUGUCAUUCUGUCCCAGUUUUCUGGCUCUGUCCAAAAAGCGGCUGUCAGCGGCUUAUCCUUGCCUAUGCAGUGCAUUUAUUUUCAUUCAUGCUAACCUUUUUGUUGUAGAGGGUCAGGCCAUUUAAAGCAGCUUUGUUUUAGUUUUUGCUCCUGAUUCUUAUUUAAUAAACGUUUGGCUUGUUUUCUAAAAAAAAAAAGAAGAAAAAAAAAACAAAAAACGAAAUCUCAGUUUUAAAAAUUCUUGCUCCCAACAUUCGGUUUAGUGUCUCUGGACUAUUAAAACAAUCAGUUUUCUGACAUCAACAGUGUGCAGAAAACAGAGCAUCUGGCUAAUGAUAUAUUGCAGUGUCAGUAUAUUUAAUUUGAAGAAAAGAUGAGCAUCAGAGUAAACCAUCACAUUUUUGUUCUGUCACAGAGGAGUUCAGCACUGACUGUAGUACACCGUGUAGGUGGGCUUAUUCUGCGUUCCUGAAAACAACUCAUUAAGCGUCUUGCAGGUGUUCUCACAGUAGCCAUCCUCAUGCCAAGUUUCCCCCCCGCCCAUCCGUCAACAUCUGGCAGCUCCUGUUGGAGAUUCCUCUCCUCCACUUUUGCCACAUAGCUUGAAAUAUUUUUUCUUCAUCUGGCCUUCUCCUUUUCUUUUUAAAACACUUUUAUUUAGGAACAUGGAUGCAUUUGAUUUCUUGUUUUUAAUCGGAGAGAAAAGCAAACAAAAUUGAUGUUCAACACGACCUGUGACAAGUCUAGAAUUAAUUGCAUCAACAAAUAAAUGUCAAUGACUCAUCUGUAAAUAAAAAGAUUAAAGUCUGUGUAAAUUA